AACCCUGAAAGUGCUUUCCGGACGACGAUGUGUGUUGAGAGUUUAUUUUGUUUUGUACCCCAUGCCUUAAAACGUGAUUUUUUCCUUCCCUCUCUCUCUCUCGCUUUUGCAGUCGUUUAACAACUUGUAUUCCCCAGCUCUGUCUCUGAUGUUCCUCCCCUCUGUUAACUUUCCCUUGGUUCGCUUCUCACUCUCGAAGAAUAGUUUCUCCAGCUUUUAAUCUCUCUCUGAUAUUUUGUGUGUAAUUCUACAAUUUCUGAUCCCCCUCUCUCUCUCUCUCCCGGCUUCCUUUCUUAACUUUUCUGAUCUUCCGCUCCAUCUAUUCUUCGUGUUUUUUUUUUGGCGGUAAAUGCCCAAUCCCCCUUCUCUCUGUCCCCUAUAUUUCCUCUUUACUGUAAUGUUUUGUAUUAGGCAUUAAAUUGAGUAGUUGGUUAUUGAGAUGGGGAGGCCUCCACAUAAUGGAGCUCCAGCCUUCCGGUUCACUGCUCCUGAGGAAUGAAGAGAAUAAGAAGUGUUGGGGGAUGGUUAUUUAGUUAUUCAGGGGAAAAGUGGAAUUUUUAUGAUUCAUAGAUGCAUAUGUUUCUCUCUGAUUGAAGAGGAGAAGAGGAUAUAAAGAGUUUAGUUUGGUUAUUAACUGAUAAGGGAGCAAGUCAAUUUCUAUGAUUCCCUCUAUGAUUCAUUUGUGUUGAGUGGAUCUUCUUUCGAAGCUCUCUCUCUGUGAAUAUGAAGAAAAACAUAUAAUUUUGAGUGUGGGUAUUAUGAUUCAUUAAUGGUAAUGUGAUUUUCUAUUAUUGAGUUAAAUUCUAACAGGUCCAAUAAGGGAUGCAGGAUUACCCACUUCUGGUGAUAAGGUGAGGUUGGGUUCUUAUGGAGUUCAUGAUUUUGAUACUUUGAUUAAUGGCAAUUAAUGGGGUUCAGGGUUUUGAGAAUAACAAGCUGGAACCAGAGUCUACAGGAAGUGAAUAUUUUGUAAAACCCUAGAACGGGCAUGGACACACUCCCAUGGUCCACUCAUACUCAACAAAAACAAUUCAUACACCAUAGUGACCUUGGAUCACGUUUGAGAAGGGGGGAUUGGGCUUGGGGCUCAAAGAAAAAAACACAACUUAUGUAGCUCAAGAUAUCUAUUUCUUAAGAAGUUUGUGUCAUGAGCACAUUGCUUUGAAUUUGUCAGUUUUGAAAGAAUUUUUAUUAAUUCCUAUGGUCUUUGAGGUCCAUUAAUGGACUCUUAACUUCCUCUUUUUCAAGGAGAUGAUUUACAAAUAGCGUCAUCAAGAUUCAAUUGGAAGGCUUUGGAAACCAAAAUAUAUAUAUUUGAUCCAUGCAAUGAAACCCAAAAUGUGAACAGGACAGCUACAUGGGAUGCUCAGAUGGCCACUUGAAGUGGUGUGGAAGAGAUUGAAAUGGAUAUGUUGUUGGAGUUAGCACAGUGUCUUCCCAUGGGAUUGCUGCAUCUUGUGGUUUGCAUGUGGAAAUUGAUUGCCUACUAUUGAUCAUCCUCAAUACUGAGUUUCAUCGCUCAUAUGUAUGUGCUUUGCAAGUUUAGGGAGAGGAACGGCUACCUACAUUUCCUUUUUCUUUGUUUUGGAGAUGGAAGCUUGUUUGCGCGAAGUAAAUAAUGGGAUACCUGCUCGUGAGGUUAUAUGUGCUCUUGCUGAGAAAUUCAGUGCAUCACCGGAUCGAACUGGAAAAGUGACUGUGAAUCCAAAGCAGGUGUGGAAUUGGUUCCAGAACAGGCGAUAUGCACAACGGACAAGAUUAAUUAAGGCUCCUGGAAAACUUAGUGUGUCACCUCUGCCACGGGGGGAGGAAGCAGCGGCAGCGAGAAAUGUGUCAAACUCUGCACCUGUGACUUCAGGAAGACAUGCCCAAGAUGGUCCACAAUUGGAGUUUGAAGCUAGAUCAGCCAGGGAUGGGGCAUGGUAUGAUGUUGCAGCUUUUAUUUCUCAUAGAAUGUUUGAGACCAAUGAUCCGGAAGUACGGGUGCGAUUCUCGGGUUUUGGUUCAGAAGAGGAUGAAUGGGUUAAUGUGAAGAAGUGUGUUAGAUUGCGUUCUCUUCCAUGUGAAACUGCGGAAUGUGUUGUUGUGCUUCCAGGGGAUCUUAUACUUUGUUUUCAGGAAGGCAAAGAACAGGCUCUUUAUUUCGAUGCACAUGUCCUUGAUGCCCAAAGGAGGAGGCAUGAUGUACGGGGUUGCCGAUGUAGGUUCCUAGUUCGUUAUGAUCAUGAUCAAUCUGAGCAGGAGAUUGUACCACUACGGAAGAUUUGCCGUCGACCAGAAACAGAUUAUCGGUUGCAACUCUUGUAUGCAUCGAAGGAGUUGUCUUCUGUUGAUCUAAGGAGCACACCUCAUCUUGGCAAAGAAGCUGCUAUUGUAAACCCCAACCAAGAACUUAAAUCAGCUGAUCAAAAGAUUGGAAAGCAACCACCGUUGGAUCCUAACACCAAUACUGUUAUUGCUUUGGGUGCCUUGACUUCACAGUCAGUGAAUUCUCUUGCCAUGAUUCAGAAAAACCCCUCUGUUAUUCCCGUCAUGGCUAAAGAAGGUUCUGCAACUGCUGCGACUGAGACGGAUCCAGCUGUUAACCCAGUCAACGUUGAGAAAAGCAUGGCAAUUACAGAUGUUAACAUGGGUGCAUUGGCUUCAGCUAGUGGUGAUGCCCAAUAAGGCUGUAUAUGUUUUCUAACCCCUUUUCCUUUUUUUGUAUGGGUGUCUUUAAGUCCACUGUUAUUGCCAAUUUUGAUAUUGUUGUAGAGAAAUAUUUUGACUGUUUUUAUCCAUUUUGGGUAGGUGAAAAUUUUGUUGUAAGAUGGGUUGUGAACCAUGGUAUACCAACCUACCGCUACAGUUGAGCUACGGCUCUGGAUAUAGAAAUAUGUGAGUGGACUUUGUGCUAAAGAAUUUUUGGAAACGUGACUCAACUUUCCUUGUUGAAACUUGGCUGCUUGAGCUUGCAGGAUCCAGACAAAUAUUGUAACUUCAUUUAUUAUAUAUUUGGGUUUAAGCUCGA
Amborella trichopoda is the source of this 3010-nucleotide messenger RNA. The record is from RefSeq and is a predicted model, not a curated record. Lineage: Eukaryota; Viridiplantae; Streptophyta; Magnoliopsida; Amborellales; Amborellaceae.